UCUCUUUUCAUGGAUGAUAUUGAAGUUCCUAAGUAUUUCGUCUGCCCCAUUUCUUUGCAAAUCAUGAAAGACCCAGUGACAGCCAUAACCGGCAUCACCUAUGAUCGAGAGAGCAUUGAGCAAUGGCUACUCAAGGGCAAAAACACCAGCUGUCCAGUCACCCAACAGCCUUUGCCUAGAGACUCUGAUUUAACGCCUAACCAUACGCUGCGUCGUUUGAUCCAAGCCUGGUGCACUGAGAAUGCUUCGCUUGGCGUCGACCGGAUUCCUACCCCUAAACCUUCCGUUGAUAAGUUCCAUUUCCGUAAACUCAUCAAAGAGCUCGAUAAACAUCCUGAUUCGAAGAUGGAGGCUCUGAGAGAAUUGGAUUUGUUGGCCGCCAAGAAUGAAAGAAACAGGAAGUAUAUGGUGGAGGCUGGGGUGCCUAAAGCUAUGCUAUCGUUUAUUGUAAAUUGUUUCAAGGAAGACUGCGUCAAUGGCCUGGAAGAAGCCCUAAGCGUACUCUCUUUAAUUCGUAUUCCAUCGGCUGAAGCAAAUUUGUCUCUUAAUGAAAAAGAUGAGAUUAUCAAAUCACUGAUUUGGGUAUUAGGAUGUGAAUCCAAAACCCAAGUUACGGUUAAAUCCCAUGCCGCUUUGGUAUUGAAAACAAUCAUUGAAACAGCCAGUUCUAUUUUACUGGAAAGAUUAGAACCUCAGUUCUUUGAGACUGCUGUUGGAGUUUUAACACAACGCAGCAGGGUCACUCAACAGGGAAUGAAUGCAGCUUUGCAUGUUUUAUUAGAUGUUUGUCCCUGGGGAAGAAAUCGGUUAAUGAUGGUUGAAUCAGGAGCAGUUUCUGCGCUUAUCGAGCUUGAAUUGGGAUCACCCGAAAGGAGAACCACCGAGCUUAUUCUGGGAAUACUCUUCCAUCUGUGUUCUUGUGCAGAUGGGAGAGCUGAGUUUCUUAGCCAUAAAGGCGGCGUCGCGGUGGUGACAAAGAGGAUCAUGAGAGUUUCUCCAACGGCCGAUGAUCGAGCCGUGCUGAUCCUUUCGUUGAUAAGCAAGUUCUCUGCCACGAAUUUGGUUCUUCAUGAAAUGUUGGAGGUCGGUACUGUAACGAAGCUUUGCAUGUUGCUGCAAGGUGACGGUGCAACAUAUUUGAAGGACAAAGCUAUGGAGAUCCUUAGAUCGCAUUCUGAUGAGUGGCAAAAAUUCCGUUGCAUCAAUAUAACUCUCUUGACAAGGUAUAUUAAAUGAAUUCAAUAAAAUUCUAUGCAUUAUUUACUUUUCUUUUCUAAAAGAACAUGUAAUUGACAACUACUAUAUUCACGAAGAAU
Theobroma cacao (cacao) is the source of this 1316-nucleotide messenger RNA. Its product is annotated as E3 ubiquitin-protein ligase PUB24-like. Gene Ontology annotation, molecular function: ubiquitin protein ligase activity. The record is from RefSeq and is a predicted model, not a curated record. NCBI's taxonomy places the organism in Eukaryota, Viridiplantae, Streptophyta, Magnoliopsida, Malvales, Malvaceae. Gene Ontology annotation, biological process: protein ubiquitination.